ACCCUAAAUGUUUUGGGCUCCCAGAAGCUGAGUGAGCUCAGAGAUGCCAUCUGCUGUGUCAGUGAUCUGCAGGUGUUUUGAGAAUUCAGCAACAAUAUGGAUGCGGUGCCGCAAUACGUCAGCAAAGAUCAUUACAAGUCGGCUUUCUUUUUCUUCAAUGGCACUUUCUACAAUGACAUGCGCUUCCCAGAAUGCAGGGACAUCAGCACGACCACAAUAGAGUGGGCCAAAAGCAGAGACUUCCCAGAUUUCAAAUCCGCAAAGAUGGAGGAUACGUGUUUUUACGACCUGAAGAUGAAAUUGGGAUUCCCGUUUUACUACACACACCAGGGUGACUGUGAACACGUUGUUGUCCUCACUGAUGUCAGACUGGUCCAUAAGGACGAUUGUUUGGAUCAGAAACUCUACCCGCUCAUCACUUACAAGCACAGGGUUGUGACCCGGAAGUGCUCAGUGUGUCAUACCUACAUCAGCAGAUGGGUCACAACUAAUGAUGCUUUGGCCCCCACAGACCCCUGUCUGUUUUGUGACCAGUGCUUUCGAUUGCUUCAUUACGAUGAUAAAAAUAACAAAAUAGGAGAUUUCCUGGCCUAUGCCUAUGUUGAUCCUGGCACCUUUAACUGAUUCUUGUCUUUAAGAGGAGAAGUGGUCUGCAGAUGCCUAAUGUCUUUGGAAAUAUAUUGUGACAUUUCCAUAAUGUUUAACAUGACGUUCAACAAUGUUAACACGGAGAGCAUUUGUUCUGUUAAAUGGCUCUGUACUUUAGAACUUUAUAUAAAAUAUGAUACAUUUAGUUUUUGAUAAUUAUGUGAAGUUCUCCAUUUUAUUUAUUUUUUUGUAAAUAAAUGACAAACACUUGAAAUAAAAAUAAAACAUUUGCAGAAAACAGACUGUUCAUACUAGACUCCUAUGAAGAUUUUCAUGUUUAUUGGAGAUCAGAGUUCUUCAAACUUUAUUACUUUAGUUAAUGUGUGAAAGGAUUCAUGAAGGGCAGCAUAAGACUGUAACGCCAGUAAUGAUUCCACUUUUGUUCGUUUCUCUAUGAAAGUCUUCUUGAUUGAGUUUCAGAUGCUGUUAAACUGCACUAAGAUGAGCUUAAUGUCAUAUUAGUCUGUGUUGUGUACUGAUCUACAUUUGUGUUUAUCAAGCUGUUACAUUCACCUGCUUCUGCUGAUAAAUCAAGAGUCCAAAAAAAUAAAGACAUGAAUGAAUGAAUGACUCACUUCACCUGCCAAGCAAAUUUAUUAAAUAA
This is a messenger RNA of Paramisgurnus dabryanus, 1252 nucleotides long. Its product is annotated as snRNA-activating protein complex subunit 3-like. The record is from RefSeq and is a predicted model, not a curated record. Gene Ontology annotation, molecular function: RNA polymerase III type 3 promoter sequence-specific DNA binding; RNA polymerase II cis-regulatory region sequence-specific DNA binding; bent DNA binding. Gene Ontology annotation, cellular component: snRNA-activating protein complex. Lineage: Eukaryota; Metazoa; Chordata; Actinopteri; Cypriniformes; Cobitidae. Gene Ontology annotation, biological process: snRNA transcription by RNA polymerase II; snRNA transcription by RNA polymerase III.